AUGACAGAAGAAGCACGUCGUCUUUUAUAUUUAGCUAUUAGAGAAGGAAAACUUGAAAGGCGGGUUAAAAUCAGUGCACGUUUGAGACAGGCAAUGUGUGAAGAAUUAUCUCAAAUGCGUAACAGGCUUUGUAGACUGCUUACUGGCGAGAAUGCUUUACUCCAUUCUGUCCCUUUAAACGAAUAUAAUCGCCUUUUACGAGAACACAAAAGAAUACUUAGAGAACGUUUUUUAACUUCCUCCCCAGAUAUUGGCUAUUAUUCUGCAACAACUUCAAGUUUAAAAACCAAUUCGGAAGAUGAAGAGGAGUCAGAAUAUAUUCAAUUAAAUAAAAUAAAUAUUUCAAAAUCUGGACUUUUAUUUGGAGAUAAUGAAAAUAUAAAUAAAAUUUUAUUGAAGAAUAAAAAAUUAGAAGAAAUUAAUGAAAUUCUAAUUGGCCAGAAUGAGUCUUUGAAAGCAGAAAAAAGGAAAACAGAAACAGAAUUAGCUGAAAUGAAUGCUUUUCUGGAUGAUUUGGAAGCUGAAACUGAAUUAAAAUCUAUGCUUGCCAAUAUUGAAAGAAGAUUCCUUCAUGCUAUUAGAGAGCAAUUCGAUGCAACAGAAGAAAGAGAAAGUUUACAAAAUGAAUUGAGGAGGAUUGAACGUAAAUUUAGGUACUUAAAUUAUUUAAUUUAG
This is a messenger RNA of Meloidogyne enterolobii, 675 nucleotides long. The record is from the annotation of a GenBank genome assembly. Lineage: Eukaryota; Metazoa; Nematoda; Chromadorea; Rhabditida; Meloidogynidae.